AUGGUUGCCGCCCUCCGAUCCGCUGCUGCUUCGCUCGUCCGAGCUCGUGCUCCUUUGGCCAUCGCUCGCCAGGCUGCCCCCGUCGCCCGCGCUGCCAUCGUCACUCCCCGUUUCGCACCCGUCCGAUUCUACGCAGCCUCGGCAGGUCUUGCCAAGUCCGACAUCGAGACCAGGAUCGUUGAUGUUUUGAAGACUUUCGAGAAGGUUGACCCCAGCAAGGUCUCCGCUACUUCGUCCUUCACCUCUGACCUCGGUUUGGAUUCCCUUGACGCCGUCGAGGUCGUCAUGGCCAUCGAAGAGGAGUUCACAAUCGAGAUCCCCGACGAGGAGGCUGACAACAUCACCACUGUUCAACAAGCCAUCGACUACAUCGCCAAGACCCCCGAGGCCGUGUAA
Molecule: messenger RNA, 396 nt
Organism: Pseudozyma hubeiensis SY62
Lineage: Eukaryota; Fungi; Basidiomycota; Ustilaginomycetes; Ustilaginales; Ustilaginaceae
Product: polyketide synthase
Exons: 3
Coding region: 1-396 (131 amino acids)
Biological process (GO): fatty acid biosynthetic process
Cellular component (GO): mitochondrion
Molecular function (GO): acyl carrier activity; acyl binding
Source: RefSeq, a predicted model, not a curated record